GUAAAAACACCUUACUACGUUCCAAAACCCCAAGGUCUGUCUAAGAAGAAGCAAAGCUCAUAUGUUUCAAGCCCAAAGCAGACAAGUGUUUGAGUUCACAGAGAUCGACGAGAUCUACCCCGCAUUGUUAAACCUCCGACGCCCAACCUCACAUUUCAACGCCAAAAUCACCCAUGACCACCUAAUGCCCCUGAAGAAGCUUGCGCAAGAUCUAAAGGCCGGUGCGCAAGCACUCAAAAAUGCAUAUAAACUAGGAACAGGGUACGACGAUCUGGCUGUGGUCCUCCUGGAGCCAAGCGACAAGGCAGACACUCACUGCUUUGACGAUAUGCUCAACGCCUCAAUGGCUUUAAAGGCAGUUGAUUUAUCUCUACGCCAUGCAUUCGAUGGGCAGCGUAGUAUCCAGAACACAAUUAUCUUGGAUAUCCGGGCAUUUCGAAGCGAUUCAAUUCGUCGAACGCAGCGUGGUUCCGACAAACUUAGAGCUGGCGAGCUUGCCUAUGCCGCCUUCGAAGAGAUACUCUGCAAUCUAAAACCAGACGUUUUCCUUGUCUGUCAGUGCCAAACCAAUACGAAUGCAGUAGGGAACCAGUUUGCUCGGCAGGUUUGUUCAUCGAUCGAUGAGGCUACGGAUAUAAGCGUGCUUCGCCUUCCCGGGACUCAACAUGAAUCGGUGAUGGUGAAGGGUUUUCACCCAAUGUAUCUUGAGUACAUGCGUGAGGCGCCAAACGACAGCGUGAUAAAGGCAGUGUUGCGGGAGUAUUUAUUUGAUGCUGGAUUUAUAAUCGCAUCGAAUGCCCUUGCAGGACGAGACAAUGAUAAUGCUGCGGAACGUGAAGCGUUCCGGAAGGAUGAUAUUCUAGAGAAAAUAGGCCCCAUUCCAAAGCUACCACAGGGAAUCAUACCUUGGUGUGGGUCACUUGACUAAGCCUGUCCAUCGAAAGGCUGCCUACGAUAGUUCUUUGGCUUACGAUAGCAUAGGAUAGCUCUCCCAGGAGAGCUGUUGCAGAACAUUCGCUGAGAAGACAAAGUGGGCGAUAAGUUGAAACGGACCAUCACUUACCCCACACGAAUGCGAAAGGACAACCCCCAUCUCUACAGAAACACUGUACUUCCAUGGCUG
This is a messenger RNA of Monascus purpureus, 1123 nucleotides long. Lineage: Eukaryota; Fungi; Ascomycota; Eurotiomycetes; Eurotiales; Aspergillaceae. The record is from the annotation of a GenBank genome assembly.